AUGAUAAUGGCGUCAAAAGCGUCUCUGGGAGACGGACAUCGUCUGUCCUUUGCAAAGAUUGCUGCUUUGCCCCCACCAUUUAAACCGGAUGCUGCACUUGCAUCUGAUGAAAAUAACAAUUCACAACCACUUGAAGAACCGUCAUUUUCAAACCCACGGAGCUCUCUUGGCGCGCUAUCUGGCCGUGAAGGUCUAAACUCUGUCACACCCGAGUCUGGCAUUUCUGAUCGAGACAUCGAUGGGUUGUCCGAGGCCGUCAAAGCUGCGGAUAUAUCGGAGAAAAAGGACCAAGAGCCUGCCGAAUUCUCCAUAGGAAGUCGAGAGAAUGGAUCUCUGAGGAGAGAGGAUUCGUUUGAAGACGAUCGCACCCACCUUUCAAAUUCGUCGACUAAGCCUACGAGUUUCGACUCAAAAAGUAUGGCGUCGGUCACGACGUUUGCAAUGGACGAGAAAGACUCACUGCGGCCCGAUGACAGUGCUAGUGUGCAAGCCAUAGACGAAGAAGAGUCCCUUUCGGGUCACGCCUCUGGUGCACCAAAUUCGCUGACGGGGUCGGAAGCCGGCGCUCUAUUCAGGGAUGCGCAGAGACACCGAGUUCCCCUUCACAGCGCAGUUCCCCUGUAUACCGAUGGCUCCCAACAAUCCAAUGGCGUUAGUAUGGCCGACUCCGUGGCCAACAACUUCGUCGUUGCUAACCCGGACGCCUUCUCUGGUCGAGCCAUACAUGGGUUUCCGUCAGAGCCAGAUGAGAAGCUCAUUGAAGCUAUGAAGUCUCCAAAGGAUCGUCUUUUAAUCCUGCAGUUGGAAGAAAGAGUCAGGAACUUUAUCCAGAAUUCUAAGGAACAAUCUCUAGAGCUUCCUCCUUCUAAUGCUUUCGGCCGACUACUUGCCCAUAAACUUGGUGAUUACUAUCACCUCACCCAUUUUGUGGAUAACAAUGUCACAUCAGUCCGACUUCAUCGUACUCCCUUCUGUCGACUGCCUGCACCCUUGUCUAUGAUACAUGCUGCCGCCGAUAGUACACCACCUCCUUCAGCGCCUGCCAUGAAGAUCAUGCGCCGUACAGACGGUGAGCGGCCUUCUACAGAGGGUAGUAUAGCAGCAAGCUCUUCGUCUCCCUCCAAGGCCACGUCGGAAGCUGGUGAUAGUGGCAAUGAAGGCGAUCGUAGUGGCUCAGCAACUGGAGCCACUCCCGCGAAGGAUCGAUUAUCUCUUACGCGAGAGGAGCGUGAGGCCAAGUAUCAAGAAGCUAGGGAAAGGAUCUUCCGUGAUUUCUCAGAGUCGAAGACUCCAGAGGUGAAUGGAGAUCCCAGCACCGAUGUUUCUCGGUCAAGCUCUACGAGCGGACGCAAAAAGGGACAUCGCCAGAAGACGCCUCAUGAUGACAGCUUUGAAGCUCGAUCUCAGUUCAACGCGUAUUACCCUGGAAUGCAGUAUAAUAACGGAUCUUCGCCUUACAAUAUGGGAAUGCAGGAUCCUUCGUUUCCCAAUCAGCCUUACAUGGUUGGGCCCGGGGUUAUUCCGAAUAAUAUGGGGUACAUGUCUGGGCAGAGUGGUAUCAUGUAUCCUGGACAGAUGAACAUGGGCGCUGCAGCACAUUAUCCUAUCCCCGUAUCUCCUCAGAUGGGUACAAGCGGCCCUUGGCAGAAUGCGCCAGUUCCGCAACAGCCGCCUUAUCCUGGUUACUCCAUAAACCAGUCCCCAGCUAUGGCGUCGGCAAAACCCGUUCCGGCAAUGAACACCUAUCCCGUUCAAAGUUCUGUGCAGUUCCAGGCGAGCCCUCCUGGGUGGUCUUCUCCGCCUUACCAACCAGCUUACCCGCAGGCAAAUCCUCGCAACCAAGCGCCCCUCCCCUGGUCGACCUACCAACCGCAGCCGCUUAACACAAGCCCUUAUGCCUACGCACAAUAUCCUGGCCAGCCACUGAACACCUCUAUGCCAAGCCAUUCGAACUCGCACCCUCUGCCGGGCAGUUUUAACAGAUCUCACUUCAAUCCUCAGACCCGGUCCUUUGUUCCUGGCGGAGCUGCUGGCCUAAGCCGACACCCAAACAAGACCAACCCUUCAAACAUGGGGCCAUAUCAUAUGCAGGCGGGUCUGCAACCGCAGUGGAACGGCUACCAGGAUGUUAGUGGUAAAAGCCAGGAACAGAUUAUACCCCGGGGACCACUUCCGGGCGGCAAGGACUCGAUUGCAAAGUGGGGAACGCCGUCUCACCUACCCCCGAAACCACCUCCUUCCGAGGUCCCUUCUGACUUUGAGGUGAAGCACCGAACUGCGAACUCUGCGAGCAAUUCGUACUCUGGCACCUCGGUAGCAAGUUCCAACAACGGUCCGCUCGUUGUCUCCGGAGGGACCAGCCUAGGGCGCUCGAAUUAG
Aspergillus calidoustus is the source of this 2379-nucleotide messenger RNA. The record is from the annotation of a GenBank genome assembly. Lineage: Eukaryota; Fungi; Ascomycota; Eurotiomycetes; Eurotiales; Aspergillaceae.